AUGUCCAUCCAACCACCAAAGAAAUCCCCAGCCGUCCUCCUCACAGACGCCCGCUCGCGCCCUCAAGAUCGCUCCUCUAACCCCCCGUCGCGGUCCCCGUCUGCGGUCCAGAGAACCGCGCCCGGCGCCGCCCCACGUAACACCCGCAUCUCCGUCGACAACGUCCUUCAAUAUGCCUCCGACAUACCCUCCGGCCAGCCUAGAGGGCCUCCUCCUUCUCAUCUUCUCACACAACAGAGACAAACUACCCGGAUGGGGGCGCUGAUUAGGCGACCGAGCCAACCCUCCGUGGGUAUGGGUAUGGGUAUGGGUAUGGGGGAAAGUAGAGGGCUACCGACGUUAGCGUCUGCCCGAACCGGGCAGCAGAAUGUGCCCUCGCGGACGACGAAGGUGAGCGAGAAGCUGGUUUUGUUGCCGGAGACGGAUGGGGGAAAGGGGCUUGAUGAGGAUGAAGAGGGCACGGGACUGGAACAGAGAAGUGAGGAGGAGGAGGAGGAGUUUGCGCGGCCGCUGACGGAUGAGGAGUUGGAUGUGUUGAGGAAAAGAGGCGGGAUCAGAGGGAAGAGUUAUGCCGAGCGGUUGCCCAAGGUGGAGAGGAGUCAGAAGGUGGCGAGAGUGACGGCGUAUUGUACGGCGCAGGCGUACAAGCUGGAGCAGACGGCAGAGUUUUUGAAGAAGCGGCACGAGGCGAAGACGAAAAGGUAUGAUGACUGCUUGUAUGUGGCGUAUCAUCUGCCGUUGCUGCCGGGGCAUAAGGGGUACAGGCUGAGGAGCCGGCCGGUGUUGAGGACGCCGGGGACGGGCAAAACGCUGUUGGAUAUUGAGAUCGAGCGGAGCGAGAACAGAGAUGAACAUAUGGGGGUCGGGGAGGAUGGAGCCCCGUUGGGGAGUAGUCCAGGGAAGGUGACUAUACUCGAAGAAAUCCCGCAUCGCAGGGGGAAAGGGGAGGAGGGUGAGGAGCCGCAGCGGCCGUUGAAGAGGAUCAUUGCGGAUACGAAGAACUUUGGGGAGGUGUUUAUCUUCUCCUACGGCGUCGUGGUGUUCUGGAACUUUUCCGAGAUGCAAGAGAAGGACAUCCUGGCCGACUUGACCUUCGCGGAGAACGAGAUGGGCGUGUCGCUGGCUAACUGCCCGCUGAGCGACAUGGAGGUCGAGACGGAGGAGUUCCACUUCGAGUACAGCGCUGAUAUCAACCGGCCGCGCGUGUUCAACGACAUGAUUACGCUGCUGCCGCGGUCGGACCACAUGGUGCGGCUGACGAUCAGCCAUGCCAUCGCGCAGAGUACCAAGCUGUGCUUCUUUGAGGAGAGGAUGUCCGAGACAAUGCUGAGUGCGCAGCACGUGCCCAAGACGCUCGCCACGACGGGGAAUCUGAACAUGACGCGGGGGGAGAUUGUCAAGAUUCUGGGGAGACUGUUCAAGAGCCGGGUAGACAUCAAUCUCUGUUCCAACAUCCUCGACGUCCCCAACUUCUUCUGGGACUCCGAGCCGACCCUACACCCCCUCUACGUUGCCAUCCGCGAGUACCUCGAGAUCGACCAGCGCAUCAAGGUGCUCAACGAGCGGUGCCGCGUCUUCCUCGACCUGGCCGACAUCCUCGCCGACAGCAUCGCCGACUCCAAGAUGAGCAACAUCACCGUGAUUAUCAUCGUGUUGAUUGUCGUCAGCAUCGUAGUCACCGUUAGUGAGGUUGUGCUGCGCGUGGCGCUGCUGAAGAGGGGUAGCGGAGGGCAUCGUGAAGGGGAUUUACUGCUGGUUGGAAGGGGGCAGAGGCAGAGGCUGGAGUUGAGGGGGUUACCGGAGGUGAAUGCUUCGAUAGAAGACCUCCGGCUUUGGGGGCAGAGUCUGAGUGAGGGGCAGAAGACAGCUGUUUGUGGGUCGGAUGUUGUGGGCAGGACGUUUGCUGGGGUGUAG
This is a messenger RNA of Thermochaetoides thermophila DSM 1495, 1914 nucleotides long. RefSeq lists its product as uncharacterized. Lineage: Eukaryota; Fungi; Ascomycota; Sordariomycetes; Sordariales; Chaetomiaceae. The coding region runs from base 1 to 1914 and encodes 637 amino acids. The transcript is spliced from 2 exons. The record is from RefSeq and is a predicted model, not a curated record.